AUGGUUUUGCUGCUUCAACUCUACCUGAACCCAUUGUCAUUUCAGUUCAAACCUUAACCUAAAUUGCUCUUCUAUCUCCAUCUCAAAUCCCAGUUCAAAACUGAACCCUAGUUUCCAUGAACUCAAAUCUCAAUCAGAACCUCAACCAACACAGAAACCCCAGUUCAAUUUCUGUCUCUUCUUUGAUUCAACCAAAAUCAUCAAACCCCUGAGAUACAUAUUCUUAGUGCAAACUAUUUGCGCUUCCCUUAUAAUGUGCAAGUUGUUAACGCAAAACAGAGAAAAAACAGAGCAAAAACCAUAGUUCAUCAAGAUUAAAAAGUUCUAAAAAAGAGAAACUAAUUAUCAUUUUGUAGCUCUGUCGAUCGCUAGCAUUUCCCCCAAAAUCACAAUUUAUCAGAGAAUCCAAGCAAGAUCCUCUUCUCUUUUCAGCAUCUAGUUCUGAGCAUGUAUAAUUAGCCCACUGCCCAAAGUGUGAAAAAAGUUUACUCUGCGUUUCUUUAACUUUCUAUUCUCAGAAAAGUUCAGGGAUUUGAAUCAUCUAUUACCACAAGUAGAUAAAAUCACUUAAUAAUAUGGCGACGGAGAUCGACGAAGAGAAAUCGGAUUCAUCAUCAUCAUCACAUCUAUCGGAAGAAUUAUCAUUUCCCUUUGAAUCAUACCAACUUGAGAAUCAGAAAGCAAAGUUACUGAUAAAUCCGUUCGAAGUAGAAAGAGAACUUGUGUAUCCAAGACCCAAAGCACACUAUGAAGGUGUUUUGGACAGAAUAAUGAAAAGUUGGAAGAGGAAACCUGAGAUCAAACGGGGAGUUCCAAAACAUCGGAAAGGAAAAUGGCUUGCAUUUGGAUUUCUGUUUCUGUUGCUGCUGAUUGUUCUUAUCACUGUUCCAAUUGUCACCCAAAAAUCAAAAAGGGCAGUAGAAGUUCCCAGAGCCGAUAACUAUUCAAUUGCUCUGAAACAAGCGCUUCUCUUCUUUGACGCCCAGAAAUCUGGACAUUUGGUACACAAUAGAGUACCCUGGAGAGGUGAUUCUGGUCUACAUGAUGGCGGUGGUAGAUUAGUGGGUGGAUUUUACGAUGGCGGUGAAAAUAUCAAAUACACUUUUCCCACAGCCUUCUCCAUGACAAUGUUGAGUUGGAGUGUGCUUGAGUUCGGCCAUCAUUAUAGAGCAACUGGAGAAUAUGAUCAUGUUACAGAAAUUAUUCGGUGGGGCGUUGAUUAUAUUUUGAAAACAUUCGAUUCUACUUCCAAUUACACUGUCAGCCAUAUUUACAGUCAGGUGGGUGUGGCUAAAAGUAACUCAACAAUGCCAGAUGAUGGCUACUGUUGGCAAAGGCCGGAAGAUGUUACAUACAGGAGGAGUUAUGAAUCAGUGAUAGGUGGGCCUGAUCUUGCCGGAGAGAUGAUAGCUGCUCUGGCAUCAGCCUCUCUAGUCUUCAGAGAAGAUGAACUGUAUUCUCGGCAGCUAAUCAAAGGAGCAGAAAAGCUGGUUGAGUUCUGCAGCCUCCCAGAACGUCACUAUACUUACACAGGGCAGAAGAACAAGGCGUAUAACUCAUCAGACUUUCAUGAUGAAGAACUAUGGGCCGCAGCGUGGCUAUUCUAUGCCACAGGUAAUUAUGAAUAUCUUUCUAGAGCAACCAAUGAACGGCUGGCAGCAAAGACAAAGCUUUUUAGUAGAACACCGUCUCUAUGGAUUCUCAGCUACGACAACAAAUUACCUGGGGCAUUGCUCCUGUUGACCCGAUUGCGGAUCAUUUUGGGAGUUCCAUACCCUUUUGAGGAUAUGCUUCAAAUCUAUCAUAAAGUUUUAGAGAAAAUGAUGUGCUCCUAUAUGCACCAAUAUGGUGUUUUGAGUUUACAAAAGGAGGACUAAUAGUGCUUGGUCCACAGCCCUUGCAGUAUGCUGCAAACGCAGCAUACAUGUCUGCUGUGUUUGCGGGAUACCUGCAAUCGCAAGGCAUCCCUUCAUGGGCCUGCGGUCCUGCCUAUAUACCGCUUGAAACCCUAAAAAACUUUUCCACUUCCCAGGUAUUUACCUUCUGUUUAUUAAUUCUUUGAUUCUUCCAACUUGUUAUUAAAAUGUAUAAGGUUGAUUAUAAGUUCCUAUUUUAUUACCAAUGUCAGCAUCAUCAACAACUGUCUGAAUGUUCUAAAUCUUUUACACGGAUGAACAGCCCUUCUAUAUUUCAUGUUUUUUUACAGAGUUAA
Papaver somniferum (opium poppy) is the source of this 2212-nucleotide messenger RNA. Its product is annotated as endoglucanase 12-like. Bases 576 to 1877 code for a protein of 433 amino acids. Gene Ontology annotation, molecular function: hydrolase activity, hydrolyzing O-glycosyl compounds. Gene Ontology annotation, biological process: carbohydrate metabolic process. The transcript is spliced from 4 exons. The record is from RefSeq and is a predicted model, not a curated record. Lineage: Eukaryota; Viridiplantae; Streptophyta; Magnoliopsida; Ranunculales; Papaveraceae.